ACAAGCAGCCCCUACCUACAAGCGAUAUGAAGUGUGUUGUACUGUUAUUGGUAUGGACGUCAGCGAUUGUGUGUGGACACAGUAUUAACCGUGUGAGUCGAGCUGCACAUCAAGUGUGUCAUCCGACCGACGGUCGUCUCUUCGAGUUUCACACACGCCCUCUACUAUGGGAAGACGCGCAAAUUAAGUGCGAGGAAAAUGGUGGUCAGCUGGCGACCAUACAGGACACAGAAACCUUCGAAUUCAUUAAGAGUCAGAUUUUGGGCACGCCAGAGAUUAAUGAUGAUGUUAAGACAGGCAUGUGGAUCGGACUCAAUGACAGAUCGAUGGAGGGGUUAUACGAAUGGGUGGACGGAACGCCUCUUCAAGUUGAUGAUUUCAAACUUUGGUCUGCGUCGAAUCCGAACAACAACAUGAACAAAGACGCCUGUCAUGGACAAGACUGCGUGCAGAUGUGGAAAAGAAAAAACUGGCUGUUGGACGAUGACUACUGUUCUUUUAGAAAGAAGGACUUUAUUUGUGAAUAUUUCAAUAGCGGCGAAUGCACGGCGUUGUAAUCGUCGUUUCAAUGAGUCGCAGUCCAUAGGGGGCGCUAUUCGGGAUUGGUGCCGUAGUUAUUAAAUCACAUACUAUUAAACAAAUGUUUUACUACCUCUUUGAGGAAAUAAAAAAAGACAAUCGGCAUUCAUGAUAAUAUCAUU
This is a messenger RNA of Saccoglossus kowalevskii, 701 nucleotides long. RefSeq names its product lectin BRA-3-like. Lineage: Eukaryota; Metazoa; Hemichordata; Enteropneusta; Harrimaniidae. The record is from RefSeq and is a predicted model, not a curated record.